AUGAAGAUCACUCGCUCUUCUUCUUCCGUUCUCUAUCAUCCCAUCAGAUCUUCAUCGUCCUUAUUUCUUCACUGUCUUUGAUACAGUCAAGUCAUAGUCUCUUCACCUCUCUCUGUCCAAGAUCAACACCAAGUCAAGUCUUUUCCCAGACAGUUCAACAUGGCGACAUCAACCUUUCCCCAGCCGCCAGUCCCCCACAGUGACUUGGUCAAGCAUAUCGCCAACCACCCAGAGACCCCCAUGGUCGAACUCCUCCAGCCUUACCGUGAAUAUGAGGCUCGUCUUCGUCAGGCCUACGCUCAAGAGCCGGACUCCGAGCUGCUCAAGGACCCCUACGUCAACGUCCUGCCUCUCUUCACAGACAACACCUCCGACAUCAAGAUCCGGGCCCGCAACAUUGAGACGGAGUCCGAAGAGGAGAGGGCGCGAUACAUCAUGCCCCUUCCCAAAAACAUGCGUCGUCCAGACCAGUCUCCCGCUGUCGUUCAGUCCCACAAGGAGUUCCAGAGAAACUUCAACAUCUUCUCCGAGUCUUCUCUUGUCGAGUUGAACUGGGACAAUGUCGUUGCGGCCGGCUCCUCCGUUGUCAACUGCAUCUUGCCUGUUCCCAAGAAGUACAGCGGCUCCAAGAGGCUGAUGCGCGAGUUCUAUCAUGAGAAGUUCUCUCCUGCUUCUGAUGUCGAUCUGUUCUUGUAUGGUCUUACCGAGGAGCAGGCGAUUGAGAAGAUCAAGGAGAUUGAGAGCCAGGUGAGGGAUGCGCUGCUUUGCGAGACUACGACGGUCAGGACCAAGCAUGCUGUUACUAUCUGUAGCCAGUACCCCACCAGACACAUUCAGAUCGUUCUUCGCAUCUACAAGUCGGUGUCCGAAAUUCUUACCGGCUUCGACAUCGACUGCUCCGGCGCUGCGUAUGAUGGCAAGCAAGUCUAUUGCACCCCUCGCGCUCUGCAGUCCUACAUGACUCAGACCAACCACAUCGACCUCACUCGCCGUAGCCCCUCCUACGAGAACCGUCUUUCCAAAUACAGCCGCAGAGGGUUCGAGGUUUACUGGCCUGAGCUCGACCGUUCUCGCAUCGACCCUACAAUCUUCGAGCGGAGUUUUAUGAGAACUCUUGGUCUCGCAAGACUUCUCGUGCUGGAGAGACUGCCAACUGCCAAGGCUAGAGACAACUAUGUCGACCAGCGUCGCCAGGAAAGAGGUCGCCCUGCUCUUAACCGAUUCAUGCGCAAGAACUUCCGGGCCAUGGGUGGAAACAUCAAGGACGACUAUGACGACGAGAUCGCGGAUUGGGUCAACGAGGAGGAAGUGUCCAACUACCACACAUUUACCAUCCCCUAUGGUCCCAAGUUCCACGCCAAGAAGAUCGAGAAGCUUUGCUACACCAGGGAUCUCUUGCUCAAUGCCGAGUGGAACCAGCGCGAUGAUCGGACCGUGUACUUGCACCGCCAUCCUGCCUUUUUUGGCCGCUUCAAGGACGUUGUUGAAGACUGCUGCGGACACUGCCCGGUUCCCCAGACCGAUGAAGAGAAAGAUAUCGCCGAAGAGGAGGCUAAGAUCUACGUCUCUGGCAGAAUCUCCUUCAUCAAGGACGACCCCGGAAGACAGCAGAUUGGCUCCUUCAAUCCUUUGACGGAUGACGACUGGACUGAAAUGGCCUAUAUCGGCAACACUGCCAGGCUGUGCCAGGCCAUUGUCGAUGAGGACGUUGAGCACGUCCAAGACUGGCUUGCUCAGGAGGGCGCCGAUCCCAACACUAGGGAUCACACUGGCAGGACUCCCCUUCACCUUGCUGUCAUGUCCUCUUCGCCAGAAGUGGUUCGUGCCCUCGUUGAGGCCGGUGCCCGCCUUACUGCGCGUCUCGCGGACGGAAGAACCGCACUCCACCUCGCCGCUUCUCGUGGAGAUGUGGAGAUUAUCAAGAUCCUCAUGAACAAGAGCAACACCAACGAGGAAGAGUUUGAGGAACUGGAAGAUCAACGUCGCAAGGCCAGGGCUGCACUUCGAGAGCAAAAGACGGAGAAGAUGGAUGUCGACGAUGAGAAGGAGGACGACUCGGAAGACAUCGAAAUGAUCGAAGCUGACGAUACCGAGUCUGAUGCCGGUGGCGAUAAGAUGAGCAUCGCGACAGGCUCGUUUGUCAAGGUCGACAAGACUCCUGAGACACCAGCACCUGAUGGCACACUCCCAGCCGAAAAUGAGGAAGGCCCCGACUUCUACGAAGUGAAUCAAGUUGCAUGGGAUAUUCCGUGCUCGGCAUUGCACUUUGCCAUUCUGGAGGGACACGAUGAAGUUGUCAAGCUUUUGUGCCAAGAAUACGGAGCCGAUGUCUUAUUGCCCGUCAAGUUCCUUCAGGAUAAAAAUAAGGCCCUCUUGACGCUUGUUCUUGUCAUGGCCCUUCCCAUCGAAAAGGCAAAGUCCAUGGCUCAGACGCUUCUCAGCCUUGGUGCCACGGUUGCCCAGGCGGACCUGAACAGUUGCACUGUGUUCGCCCACUACGUGGAGCGGAAUGCCAGGACGCUCCUGGACCUGGCCAAUGAGCUCGACAAGGCAGGCUACAAGACGGCAAUCAACCACGUCUUGUGCGAGCAAUGGUCCCGAAGCGAUACACCAUUGCUAACCGCAAUCAGGGAUGGCAACCUGGGCAUGGUUGUGAAGCUCCUUGAGACGGGCGCUGUGCCGGAGAUUGACUUUGAGACCUGGCUCAAGAGCGCCAGACAAUCGGCCAUGGAGAGCCGACUCAGCGACUUUGAGAGCAACAAGGAAUUGUUUCGAGAAAAUCUUGAUCGCCCACUGAUUGCUGCCUUACAGUCCAAGGAGCCUAGCGUUGCGCUUGAACUUUUGGAACGGGGGUGCGACCCGAAUACUCUCCACCCUGAUUCAGCACGGGCAUUGCACAACACUUACAGCUCUCGAUGGAAGGGGAAAACUGCCCUUGACAUGGUGCGGUCGCAGCUAAAGGCCCUUCGAAAAUACAAAGGAGAAACUACAAAACUCGAGGAGCCCAAGCCGCGCCUAGGACUGGACACCUAUCUUCAACGAUUCAAGGAAGGCACUUACCAACACUGGGCGGUAUCCGGCGGAGUCAAGCUUGAGAAAAUUGGGGAGCAGACGGAGUGGAAGGAGUAUGAGAAAGGUCUCAAAUGUCUUGCCAGCACGAAGGGCAUUUCUGAGAAGGAGCAGGCUAUCCGGGACGCCAUUGCGACGCUGGAGAAAAUCGAACAGAGCAUCAUCUCCAAGGGUGGCAAGACAUUCAAAGAGCUCUAUCCAGACCGCAAGGAGGACGGUAAUGAUGACUCCAGCAGCAGUCGUCAUGGGUACUAUCUCGGUUAUACUUCUGACAGAGCCUCCUCCACAAAAGAGCCAUAUCAGUAUAACUUCGUGUUCACCGGUGUUCAGGACAUGACUGAGACAAAGCAGGCUGCUUAUGUGGAGCUUUUUGAGGCCGUGUGGAAUGGUGAUCUCGACAAGGUCAAGAAGUUCACCCUAACCUCUUGGGACGACGCCAAGCAGCAGCCGCCACUUAAGAUUGCUGUCGAGGGUCAUAACGGACACAAUCCCUUCACUCUGGCAUUGCAGCGUGGUCACUACGACCUCGCCAAGGCGGUGCUCGAGAUUGCCCAGGCGCAAUAUUCGCCUCCGGAGAAGGCCAAGACCCGUUACACGAUGAACAAGAGCGGCGAGGUCGACGAGGAAGAUGAUGAUGACAGUUCCUCGGACGAGUCUGCACCCAGAAUUGUGGGCGAGACUGUCGAUGAUCAGUUUACCAUUGACACCAUCGGUCAGGUGUCCAUGCAGGUGAAGAGUCACACCUUACCAGUGAAUCUGCUCAAGGGCAGGACGGCCACCAGCGUUUGGGGCGGCGGCAGAUGGGGCAAUCGCCAGGUUCUCAUUAACGGCGAGGACACGUGGGAUCCGCUGACGUAUGCCGUCACGAACAACGACUUGAAGCUCCUUAAGUUUGUGCUCGAUAUGGGCGAGCACUUUGGAUCCCUGCAGCUUGACCCGGCCACAGAGCCUCCCAAGUUCUUCUCGGUGCCGGAUGGAGUCUUUGCCUACGCCAUUGGGGAGGGACGCAUUGAGGUCAUGGCUGAGCUGAUUAGACGUACUGGUGCGGGCUUGCCGUUGGAGCACCUGGUGGAAGGAUCCGGUCUUGAGCUUAAGGAGCAGCCGCGCUACUACCAGGGCUUGUCGGUGUAUGGAAAGAAGAGAAAGGAUUGGGCGAACGCCGGCCGGGAAGUGGCUCAACAACCACGCGACGAGAAUUCCACGACGUCGCCUUUGCUGAGAGCUGCAGAAGAUCGCUGCAUUGAGAGUAUCCAGUGGUUCCUGAGCGAUGCUCCGUUGAGACAUUACCUCGAGUUUGCCAAGUCCAAGGCUGCUCGGGAAGACCCUAGGAUGCAACACUUGGGACGGGCCCCCGGAGGUGUGGAGGGUGCGAUCGCUAGAUGGCUUGAUGACCAGGGCGAGUUGAUCAUCCACGUCGUCAUUGUCAAGUCUGGCCAACUUGACGUUAGUGAUCUGGUCUCGUAUCUCAUCAAGGCUUGCCCCGAAGCCUUGGAGGCCAAGUCACACAACAACUUGACGCCGCUGAUGCAGGCCGUUUACAUGGGUCGUAUCGAACUCGUUAAGAUCUUGCUGGAAGCCGGUGCAGACCCGAACGUCAAGACUAGCGCGUGGAACAAUAUCCUGCACGCCGCAUUGCUCCAUACGCCACCAGUUGACAAGCUUAAGGAACUGCUAAGCCUCUUCGACCGCGAGGCCGUCAUCCGCAUGAUCACUGAGCGUUCCAGCCUGGCCAUUGAUGGCCGCACCCCACUCCACCAAUGGCUCAACUCCAUCGGGGGGAACGAAGACCACGACAAGUCCAUCGCCGUCUUCAACCUCCUCGUUGAGAUGUCGUCUGAGGCGGUGACCACCGCGCUCAACAUGCUCAACGCUUCCGGCGACACCCCUCUGCACGACAUGCUAAAAUCAAACCACCACACCUCCAAGCUGAUCCGAGCCGUGCUGGACUUCCAACCCAGCCUGCUCUUCCGCGAGAACGCCGUGGGCCGGACCCCCGUCGAAGUGGUCCACGACGAGCUCAUUUCCAGCCGGGUAACGUCGGACGGCGGACAGCAGAGGCAUCACCGGUUAUACCGGUAUGGAAACGACGGCUAUCGCUACUUGCUGGCAGAGAAGCCGCACGUGUUUCUCAGCAACAACAAAUCUGAUCAAGAAAAGUGGAGCCGCGAGCAUGAUUGGCAUCAUGGUAACGACCACAACACCCGAAGGUGGGCUUUAUGCCAGGAGUAUCUGGCCAAACUGUCCAGCACUCCUCCGCCAUCUCGUUCCGCUUCGCCUCCCACCGAAGGCCAAACCCAAGCUCAUGCCCGGGACCAGUCCCCUCCCAAACGCCGCAAGCUCACCACGGAAACCGAAGGCCGUCUCAACGCGCACAUCAUCGCCACCAACAAGCUGAAAGAGAAGCGCACGCUCGUCUCCCUCCCCGAAGCCAACGACGUAGCCAAGCGUCUGGGCGAAAUGAAGAUGGGAUCCAAGUACAAUUACCAACUUGCCCCCGAAGAGGAAGAUCAAGAAGAAGAGGUGAAACGGUUCGCGGACGACGAGACCCCCUUCGCUUCCAAGCCCGACCGUCGCACGUGGGGCGACGGUGUCCGUUUUGGAAAGUGGAGGAAGGGAAGGGGAGAGAAGGAGACGCCGAGGAAGAGUUAUUAUGCACUGGGGAAUUCGGCCUGGAAGGAUGUGAGGAAGAGUGGGGAGAAGGCUGAGGAGAAGGAGGAAUGGGGAAAGUGUAUGUAUUGCCAGCAGUACCAUACGAUGUCUGGGGAGCAGUAUGAUCGGUACAACUGAGGAGGGGAUGAGAAGGGUCGGGAUUGGGAUGAUGUUGGAUGGUUGGUGCUUUUACAGGCUGCGGGCGGGCAAGAUUGAGUUACAUGUGUGAAGUUGAAUGGUCAUGGUAGACGAGCUGAUGUUGGGAAAUUUCGUUGCUUUUUGUCUGAUUUUCCUUUGAUGAUUUACUGUAACCUGUUAGAGUAAUUUGCGAGUUGAUAUUUAUAGAGUUCAAGCUAGUUGGCGAUGUUCAAUCAAUUCACUCUCUUCAAGUGAUG
Neurospora tetraspora is the source of this 6113-nucleotide messenger RNA. RefSeq lists its product as uncharacterized. Gene Ontology annotation, cellular component: nucleus; cytoplasm. Gene Ontology annotation, molecular function: protein binding. The record is from RefSeq and is a predicted model, not a curated record. Bases 160 to 5856 code for a protein of 1898 amino acids. The transcript is spliced from 4 exons. NCBI's taxonomy places the organism in Eukaryota, Fungi, Ascomycota, Sordariomycetes, Sordariales, Sordariaceae.